UCCCCUUCUCCCCCCUCCCCUGUCGCCCACCUCGCACAAACAAAAACAAACAGCAAACAGACGAUCAUAGUGAUUCGGGUUUACAUGGGAACUUCUGGAUUUAUUUGAGCUUGCUUUUUUGACAGGAGCAUCAGCAGUAUUCCCCUGAGCAAUGGCUGUGGCUGUGGAUUCAAAUUCUUGCCAGCCUUGUGUGAAUGAUCGUAAACUGUGGGAGCCCGUGAUCGCUGCAGAAUGUUUUGUUCCCUGGGACGUCAUUAGGAUGCUUGAUCCGUACAAGGAACGCGUCGACUUCUUUGGUCCAUUCCCAGUGCAUGCCAAUGAGAAUGACACAUAUGACGACAACGAGUUGUUCAGCAUUCGCUUCCACUCCACUGGCAAGUGGAUCAAAGUUGGUUUACAGAGGAAUUGCCUGAAGCAGCCGUGGCGAGAACUGCUGGUUAAAUCAUGUGGGUUGUGGACGAAGCGAGAGAGUGGAAAUGAGCCGUUCAAUCAGAACCCGCUAACGUGGCCAUUGCCUGAAGAGAAGAAUUCAGUACACAUUGUUGACAAGAAUGGAAAUAACUACUACUCCAGGGACACUACUGAGGGCACUUUAAUGCAGAUGCCUCAGUGCACAACACGCUGUUUCACUGUGAGACUGGAGGUUUAUGGGCGGCGAGUCACUCCCACAGACUCCCUAAUAAACAGUUUAAAUUUAGCCCGGAAGUCUGGUUCUUCUCUCUGUGACGUACAACUCCGAGUGGAUGGCCAUGUAUAUCCUGCUCACAAAGCUGUUCUCAGUGCAACUAGCAGUGUCUUCAUGGCCAUGUUUACUGGGGAGUUCAAAGAGAAAACUGCUGAGACCGUUAUAAUUGAAGGCGCAUCCAAAGAGGCCUUUGGGAGGUUCUUGGACUUCCUUUACACCGAAGAUAUUGCCAGUUGGGACGGGUGUGAGCUCGAGCUCUUGGACUUGUCAGAGCGUUACCAGGUGGAGCGGCUCAAGGCGCGCUGCGAGAUGUGCCUGUGGGGGCUGGACGGGCCGCGCGCCCUCAGCCUGCUCAUGGAGGCCGACAAGUGGCCCGUGGUGACCCCGGCCAUCAAGAACCGCCUGUGCCGUCUGGUGGCGGCGGGCUGGCGGGCCGUGGCGGACUCGGACGAGUGGCAGGCGCUGCAGGCCAGCAACCCGGUCACCUCGGGCAUCAUCCAGGCCUUCGCCGCCAUCGUGGCGCCCUCCGUUAAAGUGUUCAAGAGGACGUGAGUGGAGCGGAGUGGAGAGGGACUCAUUCCCUAUCAGGGUUACGUUGUGAUAUGCAUGAAGACUUGUGACUAGAUUUAAGAAAAUCAACUUUCAUAACAUUGCCACUUGCAGACUCUAGAGAGCAACUUUGUAUUCUAGUCAAAAAUUAUUGUUUUUAAAAUGACUGCAUUUGUGGCAUGUGCAUUGUCACUGUUAAAAAUGUACAUAACAUAUUUAUUCUAGAAUAUGACUCAGGGUUAAUAAAAUACCCAAUCAAUUGAAAAAAAGUUUAAUUCGAAAGUCAAUCACAAGAUUACAAGGGUAAUUUAUUUCAACAGAAUUUUUAAAUCAAACUUGCAAAUUAAAAUUAGCAUAGGAUUUAACAAACAUAUGUGCUAUCACAUCACACUGUUUGGCAAAGCAAAGACUAUAGAAACAAAACAAACACUUGUGUCAAAAAGUACAAAACUUUUAAAAAGAACUUUUUUUUUCAAAUUGAUGAUGGUAUGUUAGGUCAUUGCUAAUUACCAGUUAAAACUGACACUGCACCUCAAUCAGGAAGGCCAGUACCCAUCUAGUGGCAGUGAAAUCAAUUUCAACUUCAAGUGAUUGGUGAUGGCAAAUGACUGACUAAGCAAGUGAUUAAACUUGAGCAAACCAUACAAAAGAAUACCUACCAUAAAAAUAGUGACAAUAAAAUAAAACAGAGGUGUGAUAGAGUUACACUUCUCAAAGGAAUUUUAAACAACAUAGUACAGUGAGUAAUUCUUUUGUGCUUCAAUUACGUAUCCAAAUAAAUGAUUACAAAUUAAUUUUUGUCAAACAAAAUAAACAGAUAAACUAUAUUAUGGUCCACGUCAAUGAGAA
Molecule: messenger RNA, 2083 nt
Organism: Thrips palmi
Lineage: Eukaryota; Metazoa; Arthropoda; Insecta; Thysanoptera; Thripidae
Exons: 5
Coding region: 152-1237 (361 amino acids)
Biological process (GO): proteasome-mediated ubiquitin-dependent protein catabolic process; regulation of proteolysis
Cellular component (GO): cytoplasm
Molecular function (GO): ubiquitin protein ligase binding
Source: RefSeq, a predicted model, not a curated record